UUGUUUGUUGUACGUACCGGUAACUUUUAACCUAACUUCAUAACUUAAGUCUACUUACAAUAAAAAGUACUCGAGAUUUGUUGAAAGUGAAUGUUUUAUUUCUAUUUAGUCAGUGUUGAAGUGCACCUAAGUGAUUGAUUUCAAAUUUUAGGCUAGGCUACAUAAAUUUAAAUGCAUAUUCUACACAUGUGUUUGUUUUCGUUUCUAAAAUGCCAAGUUAUCAACAUUCAACUUUUCAUAACUCAUGGUUAGGUAUCGCAAAUGAAUUUACAUGACUUAUUUAGUUAAAUGAGUAAUGCGCUGAUGAAAAUAUCUAAACGCAGUAAUAUUGGAAUUUUGUUUAGUUUGGUAAAAGAAAUGAGCCAGAAAAGUAUCACAUCCUUUUUUACAAAAUCGCCAGCAAAUAAUUCUAUGAAGAGGAGUCUGUCUGAAAUUGAAAAUAUUGAUGGAUCCAAUAUUAUGUCUGAAGAUAAAAAAGUUAAAUUAGAUUUAGUCAAUGAGUGUAAAGAAUCUCUAAACAAUCCAGAUCAGUCUUUAGACAAUGCAGAGAUUGGGUGCAAUUUAACAGCUGAAAAUGACAAUGAAUCUCAAAUAGUCAAAGCUGCGUCAUCAAAAACUAUCCAAGAAGCAUCAAAACUCAACAAAAUAGAAAUUAAUAGAUUAACAGCACAAGCAAAACUUUUAAGCAAAACUCUUGCUGCAUUACAUCCCAAUAUUGGUUUAACUUGGUUUCAAGCCUUGCGUAAUGAAUUUGACAAACCGUACUUUAAGAAGUUGAGCAAGUUCCUGGCAGAAGAAAGAUCAAAAACAACUCCAAUUUUUCCGAGAUCUGAACAUGUUUGGACAUGGACAAGGGAGUGUCCUAUUGAUGAGAUCAAGGUUGUUAUCAUCGGGCAGGACCCGUACCACCAUCCUGGUCAAGCUCAUGGUUUGUGUUUUAGUGUUCCUAUUGGUGUUGCUCCACCCCCAAGCCUGCUAAACAUGUACAAAGAACUUGAAACCGACAUUGAAGGUUUCAAGAGACCAGGCCAUGGAUACCUGAUUGGAUGGGCUCGACAGGGAGUAUUACUACUGAACGCUGUGCUAACAGUCAAAUGCCGAACACCGAACUCACACAUAGACCAAGGCUGGGAGCAGCUGACUGAUGCUGUCAUCAAACAUCUCAACACUCAGGGCAAUGGUAUUGUCUUCCUGCUCUGGGGAUCAUACGCACAGAAAAAAGCAGCCUUUGUCGAUCAGAAACGACAUCACUUGUUAAAGGCUGUGCACCCCUCGCCUUUGUCAGCCUCUAGAGGGUUUUUUGGGUGCAAACACUUCUCCAAAUGCAAUGAGCUGCUCGAGAAGCAAGGCCGGACACCAAUUGACUGGUCUCAUCUACCUACAGAGUAACCCAGCACCAGCAGACAGACACACAGUGAUGAUGGAAGCAGUUGAAAUAUUUUGCCUUUAUUAUCUACAGUUUUAUUUGUCACCCUAUUAAUAAUAUUGAUCUACCCUUGAACAUUCUAGUUGUUAUUUAGGUUAAGUUUUUCUUAUACUUAUUUGUUUAUUAAGACUUUUCUGAUUGAAUCUCUAUAUUUUUAAUAUUUAAGGAAAUAUGUUCCACUUUAUAAAUGAUGUAUUUAGUAUUGUCAUUAAGAUUAUUUAUUUGACUCUGAUAUUUAUGUAUCUUUGAAUAUUAUAAGCAUUUUUUGGGGUUUUCAAGGAAAUAUCUCAAUAUUUGAUCACAUGAAAAGUUGGUGCUUUAACUGAGAAUUAGUUUGCUUAUUAGUUAUUACUACUUCACCAUGCCGAAACUUCUAUCCAUAGCCUUGCUAAUUGUAUUUUACAGUUUCAUUCAUAUUCCUAUAUUUGAGUAUUUUAAAUAAGUGUAAUAUUUCCUGACAUGCAACGAAAUGAUUCUAUAACAAUACCUCACUAGCUAUAGUAUACUAUGUUAAAUCAAUAACUGUUAAACGCACAGCCCUAACACUUCUAAGUGAUUGUUAUAAAUCUAAUGUAUCCUGACAUGUAACGAAAGGAUUCUAUAACAGUACCUUUCUAGCUUUAAUAUACUAUGUUAAAUCAAUAACUGUCAAACGCACAACCCAAACACUUCUAAGUGAUUGUUAUAAAUCUAAUGUAUCCUGACAUGUAAUGAAAGGAUUCUAUAACAAUACCUCACUAGCUUAUAGUAUAUUAUGUUAAAUCAAUAACUGUUAAACGCACAGCCCUAACACUUCUAAGUGAUUGUUAUAAAUCUAAUGUAUCCUGACAUGUAAUGAAAGGAUUCUAUAACAAUACCUCACUAGCUUAUAGUAUACUAUGUUAAAUCAAUAACUGUCAAACGCACAGCCCUAACACUUCUAAGUGAUUGUUAUAAAUCUAAUGUAUCCUGACAUGUAACGAAAGGAUUCUAUAACAGUACCUUUCUAGCUUUAAUAUACUAUGUUAAAUCAAUAACUGUCAAACGCACAACCCUAACACUUCUAAGUGAUUGUUAUAAAUAUAAUGUAUCCUGACUGGUAAUAAGAGGAUUCUAUAACAAUACUUUACUAGCUAUAACAUACUGUGAUAAAUCUUUCACUACUAAACGAACAGCUCUCACACUGCCAAGUUAUUGUUUUAUCAGUCCACUGGCAUUGAAUGAGUUCUAUGAAGGAUCUCAACAGUCAUAAUAUGAUAACACAUUUACUUUUAGCUUCUGGUUUCUAGAAUUGCCUAGUGACUAUUAUAAGUCUAUUUACAUGGGUAUAGCAAAGGAAAUACAUUUAUUUCAUGUUCUUACUUAUUGUGACAAUAUUAUGCAAACUAAAAAAUGUUAAUAAAGGUUUGCUUUUAUAACACUUUUAAAAACAAAACAUAACCUCAAACCGACUAUUCUCAACUAAAACAAAAUAUAAUUAUAAUGGUCAAUGUUAAACUAUAAAACAGCUGAUCAUAAAAACAUAACCACACUUACCAUUAAAUUAUACAGGCUGAUCAAACUGUCCAUUCAACUUUCUGUUAAUAUUUCAGCAAUAAUUAGUAAAUACAAAUUUAGGUAUAUUUUGCCGAAAUUAAUUCACAGUGGACCUUUAAAUUAAUUCAGAGUGGACCUUUUAUUUUCGUAUAUUUAAAAAUGUUGGACAAUACUCACUUUAGAGAAACAACUCUCCAAUCAAAUUAUUAGAAAGUGUUUUUUUGUAUUGUUAAGAAUAAGACAAUACUCACCUUUUAGAGAAAACUCUCUACUCAAAAUAUUUAAAAGUGCCUUUGUAAAGUUUUUCUUAUACUUAUUUGUUUAUUAAGACUUUUCUGAUUGAAUCUCUAUAUUUUUAAUAUUUAAGAAAAUAUGUUCCACUUUAUAAAUGAUGUAUUUAGUAUUGUCAUUAAGAUUAUUUAUUUGACUCUGAUAUUUAUGUAUCUUUGAAUAUUAUAAGCAUUUUUUGGGGUUUUCAAGGAAAUAUCUCAAUAUUUGAUCACAUGAAAAGUUGGUGCUUUAACUGAGAAUUAGUUUGCUUAUUAGUUAUUACUACUUCACCAUGCCGAAACUUCUAUCCAUAGCCUUGCUAAUUGUAUUUUACAGUUUCAUUCAUAUUCCUAUAUUUGAGUAUUUUAAAUAAGUGUAAUAUUUCCUGACAUGCAACGAAAUGAUUCUAUAACAAUACCUCACUAGCUAUAGUAUACUAUGUUAAAUCAAUAACUGUUAAACGCACAGCCCUAACACUUCUAAGUGAUUGUUAUAAAUCUAAUGUAUCCUGACAUGUAACGAAAGGAUUCUAUAACAGUACCUUUCUAGCUUUAAUAUACUAUGUUAAAUCAAUAACUGUCAAACGCACAACCCUAACACUUCUAAGUGAUUGUUAUAAAUCUAAUGUAUCCUGACAUGUAAUGAAAGGAUUCUAUAACAAUACCUCACUAGCUUAUAGUAUACUAUGUUAAAUCAAUAACUGUUAAACGCACAGCCCUAACACUUCUAAGUGAUUGUUAUAAAUCUAAUGUAUCCUGACAUGUAAUGAAAGGAUUCUAUAACAAUACCUCACUAGCUUAUAGUAUACUAUGUUAAAUCAAUAACUGUUAAACGCACAGCCCUAACACUUCUAAGUGAUUGUUAUAAAUCUAAUGUAUCCUGACAUGUAAUGAAAGGAUUCUAUAACAAUACCUCACUAGCUUAUAGUAUACUAUGUUAAAUCAAUAACUGUCAAACGCACAGUCCUAACACUUCUAAGUGAUUGUUAUAAAUCUAAUGUAUCCUGACAUGUAAUGAAAGGAUUCUAUAACAAUACCUCACUAGCUUAUAGUAUACUAGGUUAAAUCAAUAACUGUCAAACGCACAGCCCUAACACUUCUAAGUGAUUGUUAUAAAUAUAAUGUAUCCUGACAUGUAACGAAAGGAUUCUAUAACAGUACCUUUCUAGCUUUAAUAUACUAUGUUAAAUCAAUAACUGUCAAACGCACAACCCUAACACUUCUAAGUGAUUGUUAUAAAUAUAAAGUAUCCUGACUGGUAAUAAGAGGAUUCUAUAACAAUACUUUACUAGCUAUAACAUACUGUGAUAAAUCUUUCACUACUAAACGAACAGCUCUCACACUGCCAAGUUAUUGUUUUAUCAGUCCACUGGCAUUGAAUGAGUUCUAUGAAGGAUCUCAACAGUCAUAAUAUGAUAACACAUUUACUUUUAGCUUCUGGUUCCUAGAAUUGCCUAGUGACUAUUAUAAGUCUAUUUACAUGGGUAUAGCAAAGGAAAUACAUUUAUUUCAUGUUCUUACUUAUUGUGACAAUAUUAUGCAAACUAAAAAAUGUUAAUAAAGGUUUGCUUUUAUAACACUUUUAAAAACAGAACAUAACCUCAAACCGAUUUUUCUCAACUAAGACAAAAUAUAAUUAUAAUGGUCAAUGUUAAACUAUAAAACAGCUGAUCAUAAAAACAUAACCACACUUACCAUUAAAUUAUACAGGCUGAUCAAACUGUCCAUUCAACUUUCUGUUAAUAUUUCAGCAAUAAUUAGUAAAUACAAAUUUAGGUAUAUUUUGCCGAAAUUAAUUCACAGUGGUCCUUUAAAUUAAUUCAGAGUGGACCUUUUGUUUUCGUAUAUUUAAAAAUGUUAGACAAUACUCACUUUAGAGAAACAACUCUCCAAUCAAAUUAUUAGAAAGUGUUUUUUUGUAUUGUUAAGAAUAUAAGACAAUACUCACCUUUUAGAGAAAACUCUCUACUCAAAAUAUUUAAAAGUGCCUUUGUAUUUUUAAGAAUGUUAUACAAUACUCACCCAAGAGAGGCAACUCUCUACUCAAAAUGUUUAAAUGGCAUAUCUACUUUUGUAAUCAAUUAUUGAAAAGGAAAUAAAAACUAAGCAUUUUGGCAAAAC
Molecule: messenger RNA, 5331 nt
Organism: Homalodisca vitripennis (glassy-winged sharpshooter)
Lineage: Eukaryota; Metazoa; Arthropoda; Insecta; Hemiptera; Cicadellidae
Product: uracil-DNA glycosylase-like
Exons: 6
Coding region: 289-1389 (366 amino acids)
Biological process (GO): base-excision repair, AP site formation via deaminated base removal; base-excision repair
Cellular component (GO): nucleus; mitochondrion
Molecular function (GO): uracil DNA N-glycosylase activity
Source: RefSeq, a predicted model, not a curated record